UGUUUAGACAGCGCUGCUGUUAAUUCUUUAUUUGUUUUUGUUGUUCUCGGUGUUCUUUAUUUUUCUAAAUUUAUUUCACAUGCCAAUUGUCGUAAUUACUGGACUGCCGGCAAGUGGCAAAACAACACGUGCAGAACAGCUGCGUGAUUAUAUCCAAAGCAAAGGCAUAAAGGUGCAUCUCAUAAGCGAGAAUGAAACAGUGCCCAAAGCGUUAUACGAGAAGAAUGCCUGCUUUGAGGAUUCGCAAAAGGAGAAAGUUGUGCGUGGUGAUCUGAAAUCGGAGGCAUCGCGUCAUCUUAACCAGGAAGAUCUGGUCAUACUCGAUGCCGGCAACUACAUUAAAGGAUUUCGCUAUGAGCUGUUCUGCCAGACAAAAUCAGCACGCACCACACAAUGCACACUCUUCUGUUGCAUAUCACAGGAGAAGGCCUGGGAAUUUAACAUAAAACGCAGCGGCAGUGAUCUGUUGGGGGAGCAAACCAAGCCCAACAACUCACAUGUGCCUUAUAGCCGUGAGGUAUUUGAUUCACUCUGCAUGCGCUACGAAGAACCGCAAAGCAAUAAUCGCUGGGACAGUCCUUUGGUCGUGGCGCUACCCGAGGACAACUUGAAUAUGGAAGACAUCUACAUGGCGCUGUAUGAAACCAAAUCCUUGGUACCAAAUCUGAGCACACAAAAUCCACCAUUGGGUGCCACAAACUAUCUGUUUGAGUUCGAUAAUGUGAUGCAGGAUAUUAUCAGCGAAAUACUGGGCGCUGUGAAAAUUGGUGCCUUUGGACAGUUGCGCAUUAAGGGCAGCAGUACAACCGUUAAGGUCACCACCUCCAUGACGCCCAUGCUACUCAAUAGACUAAGACAGAAAUUUAUAAGAAGCACGUGUAGACCAAGUCAGACUACACAAACACCACUGCCUCAAGUGCCUCAGCUUUUUGUACAGUUCAUUAAUGCAAAUAUGACGGGUUGUUAGCUUAAAAAUCAAACUACAUACAUUUGAAAAUGUAAUCAUAAAACUUAGUACAAUACAUGCCGUUAUUAUAAAUAAACUAGCUACUGCAAAAAUGCUUCCAAGCACU
Drosophila busckii is the source of this 1073-nucleotide messenger RNA. Its product is annotated as protein KTI12 homolog. The record is from RefSeq and is a predicted model, not a curated record. The transcript is spliced from 3 exons. Bases 80 to 967 code for a protein of 295 amino acids. Lineage: Eukaryota; Metazoa; Arthropoda; Insecta; Diptera; Drosophilidae.